AUGAAGAACUGCAUCCGGAGGUCCCGCCCAGUCCGCGUGAAUCAGGGAAACAUGGCAGCUACCAUCAACGGCAACUUGGACAUCUCAGCGUCUUUCGCUGGCAUUUUGAAUGAAAACCACUGCCCUGAACACGUGCAGGUUUUAAAAACAUUUACGACUACGUUACGGGACAAGGAAUACAGAGAUGCUGUGGAGGCGGAGGCGUUCUCCAGUCUUUUCAAGGUGUUGUCCCGACUGUGUGAUGAGCUGCAGGCUGUCAGCAGUGAGGAUCAGGACUUGCGGUCUGUCCCCCUACAGCUGCAGUUGACCGCUGAGUGCUUCCGGGCUCAGAGGAACGCCUGCAUCCAGAGCUCUCGCAACCAGAGUCUGCUCAGGGAACUUGGCUUCAUUCAGGUGUCUCUUAAACUCCUGAGCCUCCUUCAGACCACAAAUUUGGAGAGCAGAGAUGACAUAUGUGAACCACUUUGUUGUGGGAUCCAGUUCCUUGGUAACUUAGCGGUUGGAAACCAAAUGUGCAAAGAUGACAUUUGGCAACUAAGCUUCCCGAAUCUUCUCUUGGAACUGCUCAGUGUUGAUGAUGAGAAGGCAGUAAACUAUGCCUCGAUGGUAUUCCACACAUGUCUGGAUGAAACCAAGGUGGAAGAACUGUCUGAGCCGCAGAACAUCCAUGUUGCUCUCAGGGUGAUGGAGCUCUGUAGGACCCAACCUGACCUGGACUGGACGGUUCUCACUGCCACCCAGCAUUUCCUCAAAUCCUCAGCUCUGGUGGAGAGCAUGUACUCUGGGAUGUCUCACCAUGAGAGAGUCACUCUAUUAGAGCUGCUCUUUGCCCAGCUAAGAGAGGAGGACUCAGAGGAGUGUGGUGUCCCUGCCAGUGUGGCUCGCUUCCUGGCUAGUUCCUUCCAAAAAGGUUGUGGAGCUGUGUUGACACUCGCCACCGGCUCCGCUUCCAGUGAUGAGGUCCUGCAGGAGGCACUGACAGUGAUAAGUCUGCUGGAUGUGCUAUGUGAGAUGACCUCAGACCUCAGGCAGUUCAUGUUCCUGCAGGACCAUCCUGACCUUCUAACGACCACUGUUGAGCUCCUGGAGCAGGUGCAUGCUAUAGGGAAGGCCAGCAAGAAUAUUUUCAGUGCUGCACAAAACUUCUCCUUCAGUGGAGAUGGAGGCUCUUCCUCCAAUUCUCCUGUCAUCAGCUUCAAGGCUCACCUCAUCAGGCUGAUAGGAAACCUCUGUCACAACAAUACCAACAACCAGAACAAGGUGAGAGAACUGGAAGGCAUCCCCCUCAUCUUGGACAACUGCAACAUAGACAGCAACAACCCGUUUAUCAGCCAGUGGGCCAUCUUUGCCAUCAGGAACCUCCUCGAACACAACCAGCAGAACCAGGAGCUGGUCGCCACCCUGGAACGACGUGGCGCCGCUGACUACUCUGCGCUCAGGGAGCUGGGUUUCCUGGUGGAGGAGCGAGAUGGAAGCUUGCUGCUCAAACCAAUGAGGAAAGACUCUUGAAAAGCUUGGAAGAGCAGCCAGGAGAGGAGGCCCUCAACCCCCGCAAGCAGGUUUUCAUGUGAAGUAUUUAUUUAGAACCAAUAGGGUACAUGUGCAUAUGAAAGCCCUUGUGUGUGAACACGUACUCUUGUUGUAAUACAAGCCCCAUUAGUGUUACCUAAUACUUAAGCUUCAUCUGCAGGUGAAUGACAUGUCCACUAACAAUACAUAAGUUCUGUACCUGUCCACAAUAAUUGGCAGCCACACUGGUGAUAGAUUAAGCAGCUUUAGAGUGAGAUAUUUCUAUCAGAGAAGUAUGUCUAAUUACUUUUCUACCUCAAUAAUGCUUGCACUCAUUCCCUGAUGGGGCUUAAGGUAUUCUUGAUACACAAAAGGCCCAUGGGGUCCCCCUGGUAUAUAAGCAGGAGCUCUUGUUUUGUCUUGACCUGAGUCUGGGAAAUGAAGAGUUUGGGAGCGGCGAGCGCAUGCUGGUACCUUUUGGCUAGGCUGAUGCUUUGUGUUUUAAUCCAAAGACAAAGAGCACCACAGUGUCUGGGCUUUUCACUUUUCUCAGACACCAGUGUUACCAGCAGGGGUUGGGGUUUAAUCCCACGCCCAUGGUGACUUCUGCAGUAACCGCGAAACAGAGAAUGACCAAAACAUGAUGUAAUCAACCCCCUCACCGCCUUACCUACUUCAGUGGCAGUGUCCCCCCAUGAACACUUAAAAUAACUGCUUAUCUAAACAGUCAUAAUAUUACUAACAUAAUCUAAGGACAGCUAAGUGUAAAAUGCAAUACUAAAACAACAACUGAAGCUAUGCAUGUUUUGUAAUUUAAAGACAAUGCUCAGUAUGCAGUAGGAGAUAUACUCGCUUUUGCAAUGCUUCUUGUAUUAAGGAUCUAACAGUAACAGGUUUUGCACUCAACAUCGUCUAGUGAAUGUCAUCCUACUCUCUUAUCUUAUCCUUAAUCUUCUAAUUCUAUCCUGUUGCACAAUACUUUAGAUAGAUAAGGCAUCAGGGCUAAUGGCAUGCGUCAUAUAUCAUUAACCUUCUUUAAACUCACAACAUGGAGUUCAUGUUCUACACCAUAGACCGCCUCUCUUUGCGACAAACAAGCUAUAAUUGAGUUUUGUCAGACUGCAUAGACUUUCUUAGAGAUUUAGUAAAUUCUGUACUUUAUGUAGCGCUCUAGCUAUGUGUUUGCCAGUGUGUGAGAUAGUGAUAGAUUAGUAGAUGAUGAAUGAAAGCAUACUGACAGUGUACAUCUGAAGAGUGAGUGAGUGAGUGAGUGAGUGAAUCAGACCAGAAGCAUUAGUUUGCAGAAUGACAUCCCUCCCUGCUCCUCCUGUUGCUGGAUAAGCUGAACAGUCCUGACACCUCAACAAUGCAGUGCUUUACGGGCCUGCCCACACCCUGCUCCACCCUGUUUGCUCUGCCUCUGAUUUUUAAUGACAAAAUGUAUUGAAACAAUCGGCUGGACUCUCCCCUCAAUCCGCCGGCAUAGUGAAGGGAGCUUAUGCGGUUCCGGUCCCGAGGAUUUCAGACAGCUAACAAAACAGCUGUUACUUGCGCUCGACUGGCUGGCUGCAAUGCUUUUCAGCCCCACAGGAAAGAGGCUGUGCGAGUCAGCCGCGCUGAAUUAGGUGGCAUGGCCGCGGCCGACUGUUCACCUCCUAACACAUUAGCACCACAUCAGCCAAGGCCAGAAGUUCUUGUGUUUCCCAUAUCAGCGUUUUAUACCACAGGCCUCUGCGAUAUUGUAUCUGUGCCUUCUGGUUUGACUGGCCUUCAGCAAAAACAAAACAAAACAAAAAAACACUUUGUCAGGGUGUAAAAUAUAUGCUUCAUGUUUGGGUCAAAUAAUAUGUUUAUA
Molecule: messenger RNA, 3364 nt
Organism: Chelmon rostratus (copperband butterflyfish)
Lineage: Eukaryota; Metazoa; Chordata; Actinopteri; Chaetodontiformes; Chaetodontidae
Gene: atxn10
Product: ataxin 10
Exons: 12
Coding region: 1-1509 (502 amino acids)
Biological process (GO): neuron projection development
Cellular component (GO): cytosol
Source: RefSeq, a predicted model, not a curated record